GCGGAGAUUAAAACAUUCAGAGCUGCCGAUCACACUGCAUUAAGGCUUCACACACACACACACACACACACACACAGAGGAUUAUUAACACAGCGUUAAUCUGAACACUUUAAUAACGGAGUAAAAGACUGAACAGAGAAAUGAGGCGGAUUUCAGUGUGUCACUUUCUCCUGCUCUUCUUCAGCUCAGUGUCCGGUAGCGCUCCUCUGCCCCGAGCUCAGAACCUGACCUGGAAAUCAUUUAACUUUAAAACCAUCCUGACCUGGAGCUCUGACUCUGACCACACACACACCGUCGAGUUCUCCCGGGUGGGCAGAGAGAGACGGAGGAAUCCUCACUGCAUCCGAAUCUCUCACCCGGAGUGUGACCUCACAGACGACCUCACUGACCUUAAAGCUGCCUACACUGCAGACGUAGUGACUGAGCUCAUGACUUUUGACCCCAUGGAGCUCCCGCUUACUCAGUCUAAACGAUUCUCCCCUUAUAACGACACUGUAAUCGGAGCUCCACAGUUCAGUGUAAAGUUGGAUGAGAACGAUACGAUCGUGCUGCACAUCGCUGACCAGCAGACGGCGCUGUACAGAGACGGACGCCACCUCACGCUCCGAGACGUCUUUAAACACAACCUCAAAUACAGCAUCAUGUACAACAAAGCAGGAAGCACAGGGAGGAAGCAGACUGUGGUGUCGGACAGCGAGGUGGUGAUGAGGGACUUGGAGCGAGGACCCAGUUACUGUUUCAGAGUUUCCGUGUUCAUCGCGUCUCGCAGAGCAAACAGGAAACUGGCCAAGUGGACUUUACCCAAGUGUUCACCUGCACUGACCUUUGACCUCUUCAAAGAGUUUGACCCGGUGCUGGUCAUCGCUGGACUCCUCGUCAUUGUGACGCUUCUCAUCCUGGUAACUGUUGCGGUUGUUUGCUGCUGCAGACGGAGAGGAAGAGAAAAGCAGGAGGAGGAGAUUCACGUCGUUAAAGAGGUUUAGAGGAAACGCAUCAUCAGGUUUUGAUGUGAGAGCUGCUCUUUAGUUUCUGUGAAACAGGAAUAUGAUCAGAUCUGAUCACACACACACACACACACACUUCAGCUGUAAUACUCAUUACAAAUUCAGUUAAAGUAUAUACACUAGAGCGCUAUUAAUGAUCAAAUCUACAUGUAGUGAUGUGUAAAAUACAGAUUUCAUCAUUUCUAUCUUAUAUUUUUAUAUGAUUAUUGUUGUGAAUUAACACGUUUAUUUAUUCUACAGAAAUGUGUAUAUAUGUGUAAUAUAGCUUUAUAUCACCUGAUGUAUUUAUUGCAUACAAUUUCUUUUUAUUUUUUUAAACUAUAUUUCAUAAAUGACUUUGCUGAUGUCAUCA
Molecule: messenger RNA, 1356 nt
Organism: Pangasianodon hypophthalmus (striped catfish)
Lineage: Eukaryota; Metazoa; Chordata; Actinopteri; Siluriformes; Pangasiidae
Product: tissue factor
Exons: 6
Coding region: 141-983 (280 amino acids)
Biological process (GO): blood coagulation
Cellular component (GO): membrane
Molecular function (GO): protein binding
Source: RefSeq, a predicted model, not a curated record